Ostrinia furnacalis (Asian corn borer) is the source of this 5982-nucleotide messenger RNA. Its product is annotated as vacuolar protein sorting-associated protein 13C. The transcript is spliced from 26 exons. NCBI's taxonomy places the organism in Eukaryota, Metazoa, Arthropoda, Insecta, Lepidoptera, Crambidae. Bases 133 to 5982 code for a protein of 1949 amino acids. Gene Ontology annotation, biological process: protein targeting to vacuole; protein retention in Golgi apparatus. The record is from RefSeq and is a predicted model, not a curated record.
CGUUGUUUUUGACGAUUCCAAUGUUAUUGUCUUGUGUUCAUACGCCCACGUAGCCUCCCCAGCCCAGCAGGGCUUGACUCAAUAUUGAUUUUGUGAGGAGCACUAGGCCCCGUGAGCUAACCUCUCGGCAGCAUGUUCGAGGGCGCGGUGGCCGGCAUCCUCAACCGGCUGCUGGGCAAGUACGUGCAGGACCUGGACACGGAGAACCUCAACGUGGGCAUCUUCUCCGGGAAUGUCAACCUUACCGACCUCAAGCUCAAGCCUGAAGCCUUGUAUGAACUCGACCUCCCAAUCGAUGUGAAGAUCGGAACAAUCGGCCGGAUCAAUCUGCAGAUACCAUGGUCCGGUCUCUACACCCAGCCAGUGGUGGUCCACAUCGAAGAUGUACUGGUCCUCGUCGGGCCAGCCAUUUCCAACAGCUACUUCGACCCAGAAAGAGAGAAGCGCCUCACGAGGGCAGCCAAGAGGAAGAUCCUCCAGGACUUAGAAGCAGAAAGCGAGAUCUUAAAGGGACCGCAGAAUUUCUUCGAGAAUCUAUUCACGGCGAUCGUGAAUAACUUACAGAUUUAUGUCAGGAAUGUCCAUGUGAGGUACGAGGAUUCGAUCAGCUCCAAGGACGGACCACUGGCUUGUGGCCUUUGUCUCCAGAGUCUGUCCAUUGAGACUACUAACAGCAAAUGGAAGCCAUCAGUGACCCCAGUGGAUGCAACCACGGUGUACCAGAUGAUGCGCGUGGAAUCGCUAUCUCUUUACUGGAAUCCGACGGCGACUGCGCUGGACGACAAUGAAACCGCGCAUAUCACACCUAUGCAGUAUUACAACUGGAAGCACUACAUGCUGACAGGCCUGGACAAGUUCUCUAUGCACCAUGAAGACUUCGAGUUUUUGCUGAAGCCAGUGACUUGCAAGGUGAAGGUGCUCAUCAACCGCUCCGGCGAGGCGCGGGUUCCUCGCCUGUUGCUGGAUGCCGUAUUACAGGACAGCGCGCUGCAGCUGUCGCGCCGCCAGUUCCUGUCCGUCGACAACCUGCUGGCUUCUUUCGCUAGGAUCAAGCUCAACAGGAAAUACCGCCACUUCCACCCUGGAGUACCAUUAUACAAAGACGUGAAGAAAUGGUGGAAAUACGCUUACAACGUUGUCGUGGAACAACGAGUCAGGCCCUAUUCCUGGGCCGCCAUCAAGAAGCACAGGGAAAACUACAAUGUAUACAAGAAGACCUACAAGAGUACCCUGAGGAGCCCCAAUGAUACAGAGCUGAAGCUGGACCUUCAGAAGUGCGAGGACAGUCUGCCGAUCAUCUCUGUGGUCAUAGCCAGGGAGCACGCCAAGUUUGAGCUGCUCUCCCAAGAGCCAGAGACAAUUGAAGUCGUAGAAAGCGAGUACGACUGGUGGAAGCCGACCAGUCCAUCAUCAGAAACCGAACCGGAGCCCGAGAAGCCUCACUCCCGAGUUGAGCUGUGUGUCAAGCGUGGAAGAUGUCGUAGUCCGUGGGGACAGCUGUCUAGUAAUGAGCGAGCGCGCGUGUGUGAACUCAUUGGCUACGUAGAAGGUGCUCCGAGCAAGGACUCCUCUAAGCAGUGCAUCGAACAUAAACUAAACUUGACGCUGGCGAACUGUUCACUGACAUUAAUGAACAGGAGCAAGGAAGUUAUGGUCGUCACUCUCACACAGUUUCUGGCGUCUUUGGAAACUAGACCAUCAGCAAAAGCUUAUAAGCUGUCAGCUCGAACAGAAAGCAUAGUGAUCGAGGGCGCGUCGUCCGACGGCGAGUUGGUGCCUCUAUUGACGCCCGAGCGCGGCGCCGGCGCCGGAGCCAACCUGCUCGCUGUGGACUUCGAGCGCAACCCUGUCAACAGCGACGCUGACUAUGGCCUCACUGUGCUGUUGGAGCCGGUGGAACUGCUCUAUGUUGAGCACGCGUUCACCGAGCUGAUCAACCUCUUCCAAACGCGGCCCAUGUCGCGCCAUUCCCUAAGCGCUGCUAUGACGUCAGCGGCCACUAGGGCUGCCCGCGUCAGCCGCGCGGCCCUAGUACACGCCGUCAGCCGCCGUCAGCUGUUCCACGUCAGUGUGAGCGUGCGUGCGCCUUGCGUGCUUCUGCCGGAGCACGCGCGGCCUGGCAGGUCAGGCCGUCUUCUAGUCCUGGACAUCAGCCGAAUCGUGAUCAAGUCGGACCUGCAGCCGCCAAACCUGGCGCUGGAAGACGCCACGUGCAUGGAGCUGGAAGAGCGCCUCUACGAUCGCCUGCAUGCUGAAUGCGAGUGCCAGGUGUUGUUCUGCGAAUGGGACGACCCCUGGAGGGAGCAGCGGAAGCACGCGGACUCCGAGCUGCAUCUGGUCCCCAAGAUCAAGAUGCAAGUGGUCUUCUCCAACAGCAUCAAGAAAGACUACAAGCUACUGCCGAGAUAUAAGCUCAACAUCUCUCUCUCCAGCUUAAAAUUCAAUCUGUCAGACCGUAUCAUCGGUCUCUUACUAGAUUUCGCCGACAACUUACCCAUGCCAGUCCCCAAUACCGUGCCGGUCUCAUUCCUGGACUCUGGAGACUACGCUGAAGACCUAGACGAUCCAGAAUUGGCUGAAUUGUUUGAAUUGGACACAGUGACGGGAGAUCCCGAGUACCCUGACUUGGUCAAGCUGAGGCAGAAGAUUGUGGCGGCUUAUUUGAGGAGCAGCAGGGCGGGCGAGUCAUGCAUGGACCGCGACGGCGCCCGCCUGGGCUUCCAGGCGGCGGCGCCGGCCUUCCUCUCAGCAGAGCACAGCGAUGAAGAUAUGGAGCUUUACGCGCGCUCCGUCGACCUGCCCGGCUUCGACGACAACGUGUCCCCUAGCAACCACAUCAACGUGCUGCUGCGGUUCGUCGUCGGUGAGAUAGUGAUCAACCUGUCCCGCUCGACGGAGCAGGUAGACAGACCCUACGUGAUGCUGAGUGUCAGCAAGGCGUGUGUGGACGUGGCUCUCAUGGCUUACGGGCCCGCUGUCCAGCUGGCGGCUCGACAACUGCUGCUGGCUGACAAGCUGCAUAGAAGUGCAUCUGGGCAGUACUUGGAACUGCUGACAAGUGACGGCGAGCUGUUCAAUCUGCUGUAUAGGAAGGUGCGCGCCGAUUGCCCGGAGUUCCGCUCACACUUCCACAGCGUGGAACAAUCCCUGGUGGUGGACGUGGGAGCGUUAUCGGUGCUGUUGCACGCGCCCGCGCUACACACGCUCGUCAAGUACCUGCAGUACGUGGGCGACAAGAUACAAAACCGCCGGGCCCUGAAUAUAAAGAAGGUGGUAGCGCCUCGAGCCCAGACCCUGUGGGACUACAUUAUGAAGCCCGAGGCCGAUCCGCCCGUUCCUCCGGGCGCCACCAAGUUCAGUUAUUCAGUCAGGGCCACAUCUUUGAGCUUGCGGCUGUGGCAGCUAGACAGCGCGUUGUUAGAGCUGCGGCUGAUAGCGCUGGAGAGCGACUGCGUGUUCCGCGCCAACGACCGCUGCGUGUUCCGCCUGUACCUCAGCUCGCUGCACCUCGACGACCUGUCCGAGGCCACGCUGUACCCCAAGCUGGUGUGGCCGGACGAAGACAAAGUACUGGAGAUCAAGUACGUGCGCGCAGCCCCUCGGUUGUACGGCGACGCGCAGCUGAAGGCGCACGGCGAGCUGCGCGUGCACGUGGGCCGCGUGCACGUCGUGCUGUUCCACUGCGUGCUCAUGCAGCUGCAGCAAUUCCUAGAGCCACUAAUUCCGGCGGCGGCGGCGGGGCAGGCGGCGGCGGCAGCUGAAAAGGCGGCGGCGCGUGCGCGGCCCCUGCGCUCAACCGCUGCGCGCCUCAACCUCGUCAUACAGAUACAUGCACCAGUCCUACUAUUACCUCAGAAGCCAUCUUCGCCCAACUUACUGGUUCUCAACAUGGGUGACUUGUCCAUAGAGAACUUCUUCAAGCUAGUGAACCCGGGCCAGGACGCGAGCAGUCCCGUGCAGAGCCCCAUCAUAGACAAUAUACUGAUCAAGCUCGUCAACGUCACGCUGUCUAGGGCCGUGAUGACGUUAGCAGGCACUUUGGAAGUACAGGAGCCGAUCCUCGAGCCAGUAUGCGCUCGCUGCGACAUGAAGCGUCUGGUAGCAGGCGGCGCCGGCGCAGCGCGGGAACACCCGGCGUUAGAAGCUGACGUCAUCGUGGACAGCGUGCUGCUGAACGUGGGACAGCGCGACCUGGCCACGCUGCUCGCCGUGUGGGCCGACAACCUGAGCGAGGCGCACUACAUCGGGAACAUAGUGCCAACUUCUCCCGUUGAAGUGGCGCCCUCAGAUGCUUCGGUGAAGAAACUUCAAGCGUUCCUGGCACAAGGCGAGCCUAUCAGAAAAGAGGCUGUAUUUAGGUUCACCCUCGAAGGCGUCGAACUCAAACUAUUCUCGGAUAUGGAUGAAGUUCUAAGCUCGCCCGUGCGCGAUCUGAACCAUGGCUUAGCGAAACUAACCGCUGGCGAGGCGACGGUGCAACUGGACUAUUACUCGGAUAGCAGCACAGAGAUGAAGGCUAGCUUGCAAAGCUUGCUCAUUGAGGAUAUUAGGCCUGACCCCACUAUUGUGAUCAAGAGAAUCUUCCAAUGCCAAGGCGGUGCCACCCGAGCGUCCGGCGGCAUCAGCGUCCGGCGCCCGCCGCUCAUAGACUGCAGCGUGCGCGUGGGAGCGGCCCGAGCGGCACAGGUCGACGUGCGCGUCGACCGCACGCGCCUCAACCUGGCGCCGCCCUUCCUGCUGCAGCUGGCCAAGACUCUGCUGGACGCCGUGCCAGGUACUCGCGGCCUUGUGUCACAGGACACAGAGCCCAUUGUCGCCUGCGGGGACCGCACGGCCUCGACCGGGCGCCGCCCUUCCUGCUGCAGCUGGCCAAGACUCUGCUGGACGCCGUGCCAGGUACUCGCGGCCUUGUGUCACAGGACACAGAGCCCAUUGUCGCCUGCGGGGACCGCACGGCCUCGACCGGGCGCCGCCCUUCCUGCUGCAGCUGGCCAAGACUCUGCUGGACGCCGUGCCAGGUACUCGCGGCCUUGUGUCACAGGACACAGAGCCCAUUGUCGCCUGCGGGGACCGCACGGCCUCGACCGGGCGCCGCCCUUCCUGCUGCAGCUGGCCAAGACUCUGCUGGACGCCGUGCCAGGUACUCGCGGCCUUGUGUCACAGGACACAGAGCCCAUUGUCGCCUGCGGGGACCGCACGGCCUCGACCGGGCGCCGCCCUUCCUGCUGCAGCUGGCCAAGACUCUGCUGGACGCCGUGCCAGGUACUCGCGGCCUUGUGUCACAGGACACAGAGCCCAUUGUCGCCUGCGGGGACCGCACGGCCUCGACCGGGCGCCGCCCUUCCUGCUGCAGCUGGCCAAGACUCUGCUGGACGCCGUGCCAGGUACUCGCGGCCUUGUGUCACAGGACACAGAGCCCAUUGUCGCCUGCGGGGACCGCACGGCCUCGACCGGGCGCCGCCCUUCCUGCUGCAGCUGGCCAAGACUCUGCUGGACGCCGUGCCAGGUACUCGCGGCCUUGUGUCACAGGACACAGAGCCCAUUGUCGCCUGCGGGGACCGCACGGCCUCGACCGGGCGCCGCCCUUCCUGCUGCAGCUGGCCAAGACUCUGCUGGACGCCGUGCCAGGUACUCGCGGCCUUGUGUCACAGGACACAGAGCCCAUUGUCGCCUGCGGGGACCGCACGGCCUCGACCGGGCGCCGCCCUUCCUGCUGCAGCUGGCCAAGACUCUGCUGGACGCCGUGCCAGGUACUCGCGGCCUUGUGUCACAGGACACAGAGCCCAUUGUCGCCUGCGGGGACCGCACGGCCUCGACCGGGCGCCGCCCUUCCUGCUGCAGCUGGCCAAGACUCUGCUGGACGCCGUGCCAGGUACUCGCGGCCUUGUGUCACAGGACACAGAGCCCAUUGUCGCCUGUGACUGUACGAGGGGUAAUCUGGCACCUUUCAUACUACAGAUAGACAGAACAAAACUGAACUGA